AUGGGAUGGAAAGACGAUCACAUGUGGAUAUGUUUUCCUCAUAGCAAGACAGAUCAAGUUGGAGAACGGAACGAGCCGAAAUCAAUAUAUGCCAAUCCGAUCUGUCCUGCAAUUUGCCCCAUUCUUGCUAUGGGUGUGUACCUAAUGAGUCAUUCUCCAGACACCAGGAAGUUGUUUCCAGGUGGCAGUCAAUACCAUCGUUUUGUCAAUUGUCUGCAGAAAGUCAUGACACUGCCCGAACGGGCUGUCUGUCAGGAGCUGCAAAGACUUGGGAUGAACAAGGAGGAUUUAGGCACCCACUCCAUUCGAAAGGGUGCAGCGACGUAUUGUACAAGUGGUUCUACUCACUGUCCA
Molecule: messenger RNA, 354 nt
Organism: Guillardia theta CCMP2712
Lineage: Eukaryota; Cryptophyceae; Pyrenomonadales; Geminigeraceae
Exons: 4
Biological process (GO): DNA recombination; DNA integration
Molecular function (GO): DNA binding
Source: RefSeq, a predicted model, not a curated record